Fonticula alba is the source of this 1071-nucleotide messenger RNA. RefSeq lists its product as hypothetical. Gene Ontology annotation, molecular function: antiporter activity; GDP-mannose transmembrane transporter activity. The transcript has 9 exons. Gene Ontology annotation, cellular component: Golgi apparatus. The coding region runs from base 1 to 1071 and encodes 356 amino acids. Lineage: Eukaryota; Rotosphaerida; Fonticulaceae. The record is from RefSeq and is a predicted model, not a curated record.
AUGGCCAAGAACCUGUCAUCCCCAGCCUCGGCCUCGGCCUGGGGGAAGAUCGAGCCUGCGGUCGCCCUGGCCAGCUACUUCAUCAUUUCCAUCCUGAUGACCCUGUUGAACAAGUUGGUCGUCGCGCGCUAUGUUCACGGCUUCCACCUCACGCUCCUGGCGACGCAGAACUUCACCUGCACGGUGCUCCUCCUACUGGCCAAGUUCUUCGGCAUUGUCAACUUCCGCAGCCUGACCAUGACUCAUGUCAAACUCUGGAUGCCCCUGGUCUUGCUUGUGGUGAUUAUGCUUUACACAGGCACCAAGAGCCUCCAGCAUCUGAGCAUCCAUGUCUUCACCAUCUUCAAGAACCUGGCCAUCAUCUUCGUGGCCUACGGCGAGAAGGUCAUUUUCCGCUCGAAGGUCACCCCGAUGAUGUUGGUUAGCUUUGCUCUGAUGGUGUUUUCUGCGAUCGCCGCUGCCGGUACCGACCUGACCUUCGAUCUGGUCGGCUACUCGUGGAUGAUUUCCAAUGGGCUGGCGUCGGCCGUGUACACGCUCUCCCUGCGGUCGAUCAUCACCCGGGUUCGCUUUGCGGACCUGGACUCGGUGUUCUACAACAACAUGCUCUCCUGGCCGGUGAUGGCCACCGGUGGUCUGCUGCUUGAGUUCCCGGCCGUCGUGGAGUUCUUCAAGCGCCCGGACUGGGGCCUUGGCCUCUUCUGGAUCAUCACCAGUGGUGCCAUGUCCUUUUUCAUUGGCUACUGCUCGAUCUGGUGCAUCCGCUGUACCUCCUCGACAACGCACAGCAUGGCUGGCGCUCUGAACAAGCUCCCGCCCCCCCCUCCCCCCCCCCUGAUCUUCGAUCGUGAUGCCGUCACCGUUGGCACCGUACUGUCCAUCAUCCUUGGCUUCAUCUCGGGCCUGGUCUACACGCAGGCUCGUCUGAACAUGAAGAAGGAGGCCGACAACACCAUCUCCACCAAGCCUUCCGGUCUGAUGGCCCCCUCAUCCGGUAACCCGUUGGACAUUUCCAAGUCCAGCAUCGAGGGGUCGCCGGUGCUUCCGCUGGCCAAGGCACUCACCUCGUAG